Messenger RNA from Manihot esculenta (cassava), 1524 nucleotides. RefSeq lists its product as uncharacterized. The transcript has 8 exons. The record is from RefSeq and is a predicted model, not a curated record. The coding region runs from base 289 to 1392 and encodes 367 amino acids. Lineage: Eukaryota; Viridiplantae; Streptophyta; Magnoliopsida; Malpighiales; Euphorbiaceae.
ACUUCCUAAACAUUACUGAUCAAAGAUCUCAAGCUGAGUUUGACAAAAAAUAAAAAUUAAAAAAUCUAAUGCUGUGUGGUAUUAGUGUAAUUUUCCUUCAAGUUAGGGGGCAUUAUGGUACAAAUGGGUAUGGAAUAACAAAAUGAACUGGGCUCCUGGCGGGACUUGAAGCUUCUUUCUAUAAAUACAAAGCGAAGAGGUUAAACGCAGAGGACAAUGCAAAGGAAGAAGGCGUCAGAGAAUUCCUAACAACUCGGAAGAAGAUAUAAGAAACCAUACCCUUUGAAUAUGGGAGUAGAAGCCUCGCCCAGAAACGGUGAUGUUGCUCCUGCUUCUGCUCCUCAUCCUCUUAUAUUGGGUCUCCAGCCUGUCGCUCUUAUAGACCACGUUGUCCGUGUCGAUUGGUCCUUGCUGGAUCAAGUCCCCGGUGACCGCGGUGGCUCCAUACCCGUUGCAAUCGAAGAACUUCAGCACAUUUUAGGAGAGGUGAAAACGCAUAUGCUCGCAUCCCCUGAUGAUACAUCUCCUAUGCGGACAAUUGCUGGGGGCAGUGUAGCCAAUACAAUUCGGGGUCUUAGUGCAAACUUUGGAGUCUCUUGUGGGAUUAUUGGGGCUUAUGGGGAUGAUGAGGAAGGCAAGUUGUUUGUUAGUAAUAUGGGCUUUAAUGGGGUGAACCUCUCCAGAUUGAGGAGAAAGAAGGGACCCACUGGUCAGUGUGUGUGUUUGGUUGAUGCGUUGGGCAAUCGUACAAUGCGACCUUGUCUCUCAAAUGCUGUCAAAGUUCAGGCUGAUGAAUUGACCAAGGAAGAUUUUAAGGGCUCUAAGUGGGUGGUGAUGAGAUAUGGAAUAUUCAAUAUAGAAGUUACUCAAGCAGCGAUCAAGAUUGCAAAGCAAGAGGGUGUUUAUGUCUCGUUGGAUUUGGCCAGUUUUGAGAUGAUUCGAAACUUUAGAUCACCUCUCCUUCAAUUGCUAGAGUCUGGGGACAUCGACCUUUGCUUUGCUAAUGAGGAUGAAGCAAUGGAACUUCUAAGAGAUGAACAAAAUGCUGAUCCUGAGGCUGCGCUAGAAUUCUUGGCCAAAUAUUGCAAGUGGGCUGUAGUGACUUUAGGUCCCAACGGAUGCAUUGCAAAGCAUGGAAAAGAGACUGUUCGGGUUCCAGCCGUUGGGGAAGCAAAGGCAACCGAUGCCACUGGAGCAGGAGACCUAUUUGCCAGUGGCUUUUUGUAUGGACUGGUAAAGGGAUUAUCUUUGGAGGAAUGCUGCAAACUUGGCGCAUGUAGUGGCGGAGCCGUGGUUCAGUCCCUUGGGGGUGAGGUGACCCCAGAGAACCGGCAGUGGAUGUACAAACAGAUGCAGAUGAAGGGUCUCCCUAAUCCUGACGUCCGCAAUUGAUUACACAACUUGCAUAGAAGUUGUUUUGGGUCAGUUGCUACAAUUUAGUUACUCCAAUGAGAAUGGAGGCAGCUGUAGUUGCAUUUUGGUGCCAAUUUCAUGAAUACAAGAAAGCUAUUUAUUCUCUAGUGA